UCCGACAACACAACGUGCCAUGACUUUUGGCAGGCUGCUCUGGUUCCCACUCCCAGAAUGGCAGAAAGCCACGGGCUGCUCGCCUGCUUUGCAAAUGGGACCCAUCCCCACAGCAAAGCCCCGCGCGAGGGGGCUUUUCCUCUGCAUCCCACGUGUUUCUCCGCCAGACAGACCGAUGUCUAAGCCUGCUGUUCCCACUCUGCGCCUCCCUCCCUCUCGCUGCAUCAGAGCGGAGCCAAGGCAGCAGCAGCAGCAGCAGCAGCUCCGUCUCCCUCCCUCCCGUCCUGCACAUGCCUGCCCCUUCCCGCCGCCCUUCCCUCCCUCUCCCCUCCUCGCGUCGGAUCUUCCAGAGCCAGUCCCCGGGGGCCAAGUGUGGGAAGCGUCGAGUUUCCGCUCCGUUGGACUCUCCCCGGCCGCCUCCCCCGCCUGGUGUCCAGGAGGCGGCGGCGGAGAAGGGAUCCAGCGGCAGGAGAGGCAAGAUGUGUUCGCCUUUUUGUGUAUAACCUUGCCUCUCCUGCUUGCUUCCAAGCCUGGAAGAGCGCCCCUUUCUCUGCCGCUGCCUUGCAGGAGGGGAUGCCGGAGAGAAGCCGGCCGGACCUGGUCCGGGGAGAUGGAGCGGCUGCUGGUCCCGGCGGUGCGGCUCCUGCUGGCCUCUUGCUGGCUCCUGGCGCUGCUCCCUCCUCCGGCUGAGCCCGUCUGCCCAGAGCCAUGCGACUGCCAGCAGCAGCAGCACCUCCUCUGCACCAACCGGGGCCUGAGGGCCGUCCCCAAGGCCCUGGAGCCCCACGACAUCCUCACCUACAGCCUGGGAGGCAACUUCAUCGCCAACAUCUCGGCUUUCGACUUCCACCGCCUGGGAAUGCUGCAGCGCCUGGACUUGCAGUACAACCGCAUCCGGACCCUGCACCCCAAGGCCUUUGAGCGCCUGGGCCGCUUGGAGGAGCUUUACCUGGGCAACAACCUCUUGGCAGCUUUGACACCAGGCACCCUGAGGCCCUUGGCCAAGCUGCGCAUCCUCUACGUCAACGCCAAUGAGAUCGGCUACUUGAGCGCAGCAUCCUUUGCCGGGUUGAGCAGCCUGGUCAAAUUGCGGUUGGAUGGCAACGCCUUAGGUUCCUUGGGGGAUGCCACGUUUGCGGGGCUGACCAACCUGCUCUACUUGCACCUAGAGGCCAACCGUAUCCGCUGGCUGAGCCGCAACGCUUUCGCCGGCCUGGGCAAACUGCGUUUCCUUGACCUGUCUGGGAACCAGCAGAGUUCGUUGCGCCAUCCGGACACUUUCCGGCCUCUGCAGUUGCUUAGCACCCUCCUGCUCUCAGGCAACAACAUCCAGCAAUUGGGGAAAGGGCUGUUCCAGCACCUAAACAGCCUGGCGAAAUUGUCGUUGAGUGGCAACCGUCUGGAUUGGUUGGCACCAGACGCUUUCGCUGGGCUAGCGGCCCUCAAGGAAUUGCACUUGGAAGGAAACUUACUGAGCCAACUGCCACCCCAUCUCCUGCAGCCGCUCCGCAAUCUAGAGGUGUUGGACUUGAGCCACAAUCGGCUGCUUGGCUUCCGUCCUGAUGCCUUUGUGCACUUGCACAAACUACGAGAGCUCAGUUUGCAAGAAAAUGCACUGGUCACAGUCUCUGGAGACCUCUUUGCCUCCAGUCCAUCUCUUUACCGGUUGGAGCUCGACGGCAAUCCCUGGAGCUGUGACUGCCGCUUGCGAGGCUUGAAGCGCUGGCUGGGCUCCUGGCACUCCCAAGGAAGGCUCCUGACUGUCUUUGUGCAGUGCCGCCAACCCCUCGCCCUGGCAGGGAAGUACCUUGAUUACCUUGAGGAUGUGCAGCUCCUCCCUCCUGCAAAUGGAACUUCUUGUUCCGAGGAGUUGGCCUCUCCUUCCCCAGACUACCGAGGGAACAGCAGCUUCAGCCCCCUAGCUGAGAAGCUCAGCUCCCUGCCUUCUCUGUCACCUAUGGUGGCCUCCCAGAACAUGGUCGCCUCAGUGCAGGAAGGAGGCAACCAGGGUAUUGAUUCAAGCCUUACAACGACAGGGCCUAGCUUGCUUCUUAGUACAAGGCCACUUUCUCCUGACCCAGCUUGGCCUAGGAGGGCAGGAAAACACUACCUGGUUUCUUCGGUGUCUGGGACGCCACCGCUGGUCACCGACCCCUGUGAUUUCAACAAGCUGUUUCUGUACAACUUGUCAGUGGAGGCUGUGAGCACCAAUGCUGUCACUGUGCGCUGGGGGGUCCGCCCCCAUCGCAGUCCUCGCUUGCUAGGGCCUGUGCGCUUCCGGAUCCUCUUUGAUCGCUUCGGAGCGGCGGUCAAAUUCCAGCGCUUUGUGUACAUCCCUGAGUGGAGUGAGCCAGUAGCCACGUUGCAGGAGCUGCAUCCGGAUACUCCUUACUUGGUCUGUGUGGAGGGAGUGAUGGGGGGCCGUGUUUGCCCUGUGGCCCCACGGGACCAUUGUGCAGGGCUGGUCACCUUGCCAAAAGAGGGUUCAGGGGCAGCAUCUGCUGUGGCAGGUGGGGCCCGAAGCUUAGACCAGCAGCUCCUCACCCUUGUGCUGUUGGCAGUCAAUGCGCUGCUUCUCUUCCUGGCCCUGGCAGCCUGGGCCUCCCGCCUGGUGCGGAAGAAGGUGCUGGGCUGCCGACGGCGUAAAGCAGCAUCACCGGUACAUGUGAGGCAGAUGUAUUCAACCCGUCGACCCCUUCGCUCCAUGGGCACUGGCGUCUCUGCUGACUUCUCUGGCUUCCAGUCCCAUCGUCCGCCUCGGAGCGCUGUCUGUGCUCUCAGCGAGGCUGACCUCAUUGAGUUUCCUUGUGAACGCUUUAUGGACAGUAGCGCAGGAGGGAACAGCAGUGCCCGGAGGUUAGAGGAUAACCUCUUGCAACGUUUUGCAGACUAAAGACUUAACCCAGGUUACAUUGGGAUUGAAUAGCUGCUGGUGUUAUGAUUUGGGAAUUGUGACCUCUGUUGGCUCUGUGGAGGUCUGCCGCUGGUAUGCAAAGUGGUAGUUUAUCAAACCAGGGGUUCUGUUUCUAGAAGAGAAUAAGCCUUAAAAAGCCCAUAUGGCUUUCUGGGGAUUAUUGAAGGUCACAUUUACUUAAGGACCGCCAUCUCUUAAUGAGGGACCAAAUCUAGUUACCAGGGGAUUCCACCACUAUUCUCGAUACACCACUAUUCUUUGCUCUAGCUGCAUAGGCACUACUGGUUCCUGACCAUGAGCCAAUGGGAAUCAAUAUGAGCAAAAUCUUUGUUAGUUGAGUUCCACAGCAAUCCAGUCAUCAGUUCUAAUACUGAGACAUCUCUGUCUUAACCCCUAAUCUGUGGACAUAACUUAGUAUUUAUCAAGAACUUUGAUAAUAAGAGUAAAGUGGCAGCAAUAAGAGUAGGUGGUUCUACAUGAAUGUUCAGUUCACAGCUGGGCUGAAUUUUGUGCCUUUCAGGAGGAUAUCUUCUGCAUCACACAGGUAUGGUAUUUUGAUACCAAUUUAAUUCCUACCAUGCUGUCCAAGAGCAUACUGGGGUUUGUAGUUUGGUGAAAGAAUUGUCUCCUAGAGAACUGCAGUUGAGGAGCUAGAGCUCCCAACGACAACUCUUUAUUGAUUAGUCAAUUUUGUCCCUCAACAAACUACGAAUAGCACUGUGAAAUGGGAUACACUCCAGCCUUCCAUCCAGACUGCAGAAUUAUAUCAGCUUCAUACCACUUUCACUGUUGUUGCUCCAUCCUAUGGAAUCCUGGGAUUGGUAGUUUGUUGUGGCACCAAUGUUCACUAACAGAAGGAUCAAUAUUUCACAAAAUUACAAAUCCUAGACUACCAUGGCAUUGGGCCAUAGCAGUCAAUUUGUUAUCAAACUGCUAUAAUUCUACAGUGUGCAUACAGCACAGGUUGUAGUCUUGCACCACUUACAAUGCCAUUUAUAUGAUCAAAUUUGAAUUCAUAGGACUACAAGCUGGUGUAGCUAUUACUCCCGCUUUUUAAAAAAAUUGUGUCAGAAGUGACAUGAGAACAUUCUGCAAGUUGCUUCUGGUGUGAGAGAAUUGGCCGUCUACAGAGAUGUUGCCCAGGGGACAUGCAGAUGUGUUACCUCCCUUCUGGGAGGCUUCUUUUAUGUCCCUGCAAGUUAGAGCUGACAGAUGGGAACUCACCCCAUCUUGCAGAUUUGAACCGACAACCGUCAGGUCAGCAACCCAACCUUCAGGUCAACAGUUCCGCUGGCACAAGUGUUUAACCCAUUGCGCCACCACGGCUCCCAUUACUCCCGCUGAGUAAACAGUUUACUAUGUUGGAGGAGCAUUAGCACAAAUCUUCAACUUAUAUGCCCCCUUUGAACAAAUGGAUGCCAAUCAUUCCACUGCUACUGCCACCAGGGAUAUGUUGGCACCGCUGGGCAUACAUUUCAUGCAUAUGGACAAUGGAUAGAGCAGAGAUCGUGGCAGUGUUCAUUCAUACAAUGGUUCCCCAGGAAUGAACUGUGGAGGACAGCAAUGUCUAAACUGGCCCUAAGAGGAUAUAGAAUGAAAGCUAGUGUCUGGCUCAACACACAAUUAAAAUUAAUAUUUCAGAUGCUGAUAUCAGUCAUUGUUGCCUUUAUUUAAGAUGAGACAGGUUUGCCACUCUUUUGACAAAUAAUGUGAACACAAAUUACUACUGUGGCAGAGAGACUAUUCUUGAAUUUUUAAUAUUAAACACUGACUUUUAAAACUUAUUAGCUCUAGGGUCUUGGACCAAAACAUUAUCCCCUUGCCCUCAAGAAGUGCCUUGAAAAUGAAUGUUUAAUAUGAAAUUAAUUUGAAGACUUUAGAAUGGUGCUUUUUUAUACUGACUGGGGCUUUUUAACUGAAUGAAUGUGAGGUGUUUUAAUGUAUGUUUUGUGUAAGUAUGCAAAUAAUGGUUACAACUCAUGUUGUUUUUGCAAGCAAGACUAAUUGUCUGACACCGCUAGGAAAAAAUAACAUUAACCAAAGUUUGUUAUACUUUUUUUUAGAAUGACUUAUUUUUACAAUGGUCUUGAAUAAACACUUUUGGUACUUCUGUA
Molecule: messenger RNA, 5028 nt
Organism: Anolis carolinensis (green anole)
Lineage: Eukaryota; Metazoa; Chordata; Lepidosauria; Squamata; Anolidae
Gene: tril
Product: TLR4 interactor with leucine rich repeats
Exons: 1
Coding region: 20-2893 (957 amino acids)
Biological process (GO): toll-like receptor 4 signaling pathway; regulation of cytokine production involved in immune response
Cellular component (GO): lipopolysaccharide receptor complex; extracellular matrix
Molecular function (GO): lipopolysaccharide binding; protein binding
Source: RefSeq, a predicted model, not a curated record